This is a messenger RNA of Leishmania mexicana MHOM/GT/2001/U1103, 378 nucleotides long. RefSeq lists its product as hypothetical. The transcript has a single exon. Bases 1 to 378 code for a protein of 125 amino acids. NCBI's taxonomy places the organism in Eukaryota, Euglenozoa, Kinetoplastea, Trypanosomatida, Trypanosomatidae. The record is from RefSeq and is a predicted model, not a curated record.
AUGCUGCGUGUGGAGCAGAACCAGGCGCGCGUGCUGAAGGACCAGGAGGACCGUGGCAUGUACUAUGAGCAGAACAGCAACGUCCACACCUUUGAUACGAUUUCCGUCGGUCUCUACUCGCAGCGCAGCACACUUUACCACACCAUGAGCGCGGAGCGGCUGCGCAACCUGAAGGUGUUUCUCAUGGUGCUCUCAACACUGGUGACGUGUGUCUACCUGUACUACCGUUAUAUGAUCAAUCCGGAUUGGGCUUACGUGGAGCGGCCAAUGAAGAUGCUGGGCAGCCGUGUGAUGGCGGUCCGCGAGCAGCGGUGGAGGCAUCUAACGGAGGCGCAGCGGUUUGACGCGUUGUGCAAGAAGGAUGGUGAGACUGCUUAG